Molecule: messenger RNA, 1089 nt
Organism: Anoplophora glabripennis (Asian longhorned beetle)
Lineage: Eukaryota; Metazoa; Arthropoda; Insecta; Coleoptera; Cerambycidae
Exons: 1
Coding region: 1-1089 (362 amino acids)
Molecular function (GO): nucleic acid binding
Source: RefSeq, a predicted model, not a curated record
AUGGUUCGUCGUUUGAGUGAAAGGGAAAGAAUCGAAAUUUUGAUGAUGAUCGGUUACGGGGACAGAGCUCGCACACAAGUAGAAGUUUGCCGUUUAUUUAAUAACAAAUAUCCAAACAGAGAACCAAUUACACAGUCCACGGUUAGUAAAAUAGAGCAAAAGUUUUUAGAAAUGGGUCAUGCGAGAGAUCGCCCUAGAACGGGUCGUCCACCAGUACAAGAAGAUGUUAAAUUGAAUGUUCUACUAGAGCUUCAAGAAAAUCCCCAUUUACCCACCCGCCAAGUGGCGGCAAACAACGGAAUAGUUCAAAGCUCCGUCUUAAAAUAUUUGAAAUUGUACAAAUGGCAUCCGUAUAAAGUGGUUUUGGUCCAACAAUUAAACGAAGAUGAUCCUGACCGUAGGUUACAGUUUUGUGAAACCAUGUUGCAACGCCUGAUUGAUGACGACGGAUUCUUACGCAAUAUUAUUUUUUCUGAUGAGGCUACCUUUUAUCUCGACGGCACAGUAAACCGGCAAAACUGUAGAUAUUGGUCUCCUGAAAAUCCACACUGGAAAAUGGAAACUCGUAGUCAGUUUCCACAAAAAGUUAACGUUUGGGCUGGCCUUGUUGCUAACCGCAUUUUGGGUCCAUUUUUCAUUGAAGGCGCAUUAACAGGUGAAAAAUAUUUUGAAUUUUUAAGAGACGUUUUAGUCCCUGCACUUGCGGUGCUUUACCCAAAUGACGUAGAUCCCGAUCUGCCCAAUAACACGAUAUGGUACCAACAAGACGGUGCACCUCCUCAUUUUGCAGUGAUCGUUCGCAACUAUUUAAACCAAAUAUUUGCUAACCGUUGGAUUGGUCGAAGAGGAACUAUCGAAUGGCCCCCUAGAUCUCCGGAUCUCACUCCCCUAGACUACUUUUUAUGGGGCUAUUUAAAGAGCAAAGUCUACUUCAAUAGACCAAAUACCAUUGAAGAAUUAAAGGACAGAAUUCGCAAUGAAAUUCGAGCCAUUCAACCAGAUAUUCUUCAUAAGGUUCUGCAGGAGUUUCAGUGGCGAAUGGGAUAUUGCCAAGAAGUGAAUGGAGGUCACUUUGAAAAUUUCCUCUGA